Molecule: messenger RNA, 5660 nt
Organism: Prorocentrum cordatum
Lineage: Eukaryota; Dinophyceae; Prorocentrales; Prorocentraceae
Source: the annotation of a GenBank genome assembly
GGCUCAAGGAGCUGCUUGAGCCCAGGAGUCUCCCCCUUGGCGCGCCUAGUAGUAGGUGUUGAAGGCGAGCAGGCUGUACGACGCCUCGCCGCCCUCGCGCGAAACGCGCCGCGCCCGCCCCAGCGAUGGCAGGAACGAGCCCGGUGUCCGAGGCGGCCGCCCAGGACCCCGGGCCCACGAUGGUGGAGGAGGGCGUCGCGCCCCCAGCUGCCGCGGAAGUGGCGCGGCCCGUGGCAGGCCGCCGCCUCGUCCGCACCGCGCUCGCCGCGGCCACCGUGCUGCUCCUCGGACCCGCCGCGCUGGCCGCGAGUCUGCACCACGCGUGCGCCCUCGGCCUCCGCGUGGACGGCGUGCACGUCUCCGCGCCGGAGGGCGCGGACUCCGCCGACGUGAUGCUCGACGCAGGCUUGGUGCGGCCUGCCUGGUCUCCGCACCGCGCCUGGCUCCGGAGCGCCACGCGCCAGCUGCGGGUGCGCGACCUGGACGUCGCCGUCGAGGCCCCGGACGCCCAGCAUCAGGGCCCGUCGCGCGUCAAGCUCCACGCCCGCACGCGGGUGUCGCCCGCGGGCGCCGCGGCGUCUGCGCCCGGCGGGUGCGAGGUCACGUCCAGCGUGGACAUCUUCGGCCUCGGCCUGCGCGUGCCGUGGACGGCGCGGGUGCCCGUGGACCUCGCGGCUGCGGAGGCGCCCACGAUGUGGGUGCAGCGCAGCGGGAGCGUGGCGCGGAAGGGCCCCUGGUCGCUGGAGAGCCCCAACGUGAUGCUGGAGCAGCCGGCGCUCGUGGGCUGGCGGGUGCCCGCGGGGGGGCUCCCCGAGGCCCUGGACGGCCUGCUCGGGAGGGCGAGCAUCAGCCUCGACGCCGCCGUGCCCUACGAGGAGAGCGGGGACCGCUCCGUGCGACUGACACAGGCGGUCAACGCCAGCCUGGUCAUCGAGAGCGACGGCGAGGGCGGCUACCUGGUCUCCGCGCCAGCCCUCGUCACUGGCCACGUGCGCCCCGCCGCCUUCGCGGCCGCCCUCGGCAAGCUGUUCGUCGGCGACUCGCGCGGGGAGCGCGGCGGCGUCCACCGCUCGGUGCGGAUGGCCGCGGUGGCGCCGUCGUCGCUGGCGGCGCAGUGCCUGGGCGCCUCCCACGCGGUGGGUUGGCGCAGCCGCAGGGCGUCGGCCGUGCACGACCUGGCGCGCGGCGCGAGGCGGCUGCUGGGCCGCCGACUGGCGAGGUCGCUGGGGGGCUCCACCGGCGAGCGCCUGGUGCAGCAACCGCCGUGGGACGACCGUCGCCUGACUGGCGAGAGCACCACCGUGACGUUCUCGGAGAUGGCAUACGCAGAUGGGUCCGAGAUCGACAUUGAACUCAAUGCCACCAUGACCGACAACGCCAUCGGUUUCGACUUGCAGUACGGGAUGGACGAGGCGACCCAGUUUGAAGUGCACCUGUUUGCCGCGGAUUCUGCCGAGGCAGGGGAGGCCCCCCUGGACUCAGCCGUCUUUUUUUCAGACGUGGAAGUUGCCGAGGUCGAGUUUUCUUCAACCGACGAGACGACGCUCUCCGUGCUAAUCAAGGCCCCAGACAGUGGCGAUACCAUCGCCAGCGACCCCAGUGAUUCCUCCAGCACCUUGCUCGACGCGUCUGCCGGGGCAACAUACACUGGCGCUGACACGGAGGACGGCACCUUGGAGGUCACGGUAAGCGUUGAAGGUGAGCAGAUCGGCGGCUUUACGAUUGACGCCUCUCUCUCGGUUGCCAAUGACCCCGCAGGGCGGGUCGACGUCGACGGCACCCACGACGACGCUGGCUUGACUGCCGUCGCGUCGGUUGAAGUAUUCGAAGAUGGCAGCUAUCAGCAGUUUCUCAAGCUGGACCCUUUGACUCUGGUGACGAAGAGUACGAAUUACACGGUCCACACCACCAUCCGCGACAGCGAAGACACAGAGAUGGGUACAGUUGGCGUGUCGCUCACCAAUGAACCUACCAGUGGGCAGGUGCAAGAUGUGGACAUCAAUAUGUUCAGCCCCAUGGACUCCAGCCUCAACGUUACCAUGUCCGUUUCAUUGGCCAGCGGACUGCUCGAUAUGCUCACAGACGCAGCGGAGAUUCCGCGCCUGCAGGGUUCGUGCACCGUGGAUGUGGAUCUGCACAACCAGCACAUGGAUUUGGAGCACCAGAGUCAGGAGGAGCGAUUGAUGCAGCACUUCGACGCAAAGCUCGGCGAAGUCAACGCUAAGCUGGGCGAGGUCACGAACGAGCUGGCUGCGGAGAGAGAGGCGCGUAAGGCACUUGAGAAGAAAGUGGCUCAUUUGGAAGAGAAGCUCGACGAAAGACAGAGGCAACCGAAAACGUUUCGCAUCGGGGGCGACGAGGAGGGCUUGUACACGCGUGCUGCCGUCAUCGGAGGUUAUGGCGAGCUGUCCGACGAUGAUGCCACGGCCCUCGUUAAAGCUGCACUGGGCGACACCCAGGGCCUCGAGGAAGUAUAUGCCAACAGCCCUUUACCUCCAGUGACGUUUGCGAAAUUCCACGACCAGAUCUCCAUGCUAAAGUUUUUACGCAAGCAGAAGAGCAUCAAAACGUUCACUGAGAAAAACUUAUGGGCCUCCUCGAACAAGCCAUUUGAAGUUCGACGGCGAUCGAAGUUAGCCAGCAAGAUCAAGAAGUACUUGAUUGAGCAUGAUUUGUACGAGCCUGGCGACGUGAAGGUUGAUUACCGCAAGUUCACAGUCCGUGCAAAAAUCGAUCGCAAGUUUAUGCUCUUGGCCACGGUGGACGAGGACGGUACUCCGGUGUGGGAAGCUGACGAGAGCAAGAUCUCACACUUGGUACGCGACGCCGUGGAGGGGGAGCGCCCGCCGGCGAACCCCGCCACUACCGAGCCUAGUUUCGACGAGGACGAACUGGACAUCGCCAUUGACCGGAUGAAGAAGAACAAGGCUGCAGAUAGUAAAGGUCUCGUCGCAGAGCUCCUGCAUCAAAGUCCGCCGCUCUUUCGCAGUACUGUGCUGAGGUUGUGCAACCAGUUGUUUGCGCACGGCAUCGUUCCAGACGAUUGGAGACGCACAGUCUUCAAGAUGCUGGAGAAGAUGGCAAGUGCUAAAACAGUUUCGGAUUUCAGACCUAUUACAUGUCUGCGGCUGUUCUACAGGUUGUUCUCCUACCUGGUCUUGGGCAGGAUCGAAGAUGCAUUGGAGCAUGCACAACCUGAAGAACAACAUGGGUUCCGGUCCGGUCGUCGCCUCGAGGAGCACGCGGUCACUGCCAACAUUGUCUUUCAGAAAACGCUCGCCGUAGGAAUGCCGAUUUGGAUCAUCAGUUUGGACUUGUCGAAAGCUUUUGACAAGGUGGCAUGGGAUCCACUGUGGCAAGCACUCCGUGAUCACGGGGUGUCCGACCAUAUGGUUCGGCUCAUUCGACAACUCUAUGCGGACCAAGUGGGUGUGAUUGCUGGCGAAAGCACUUACAGUGAUGAAUUCCUUAUUUCUGCUGGCGUCCGCCAAGGGCGCGCACUGAGUGCAAAGUUGUUCACGUCCGCCAUGGAAUGGGCAAUGUCGCGCUGGAAGCAGAAAGUUCGGCAUCUGGGAAUAGAUCUUGGAGAUGGUGGAGAGCAUCUGACCAACCUGCGCUUCGCAGACGACUUGCUUCUAUUCGCAUAUUCGGAAAGGGAGGUGUGCUUCUUACUCGACGCGCUCGUGUCGGAGCUGCUGAAGGUCGGGCUUGUCCUUAACGCGAAAAAGACCAAGGCGCUUACCACUACAGCACAAGCCCCCUCCACGAUCCAGACGCCGAAUGGUCUGACAAUCGACGUGAUCAACAGGGAUAUGAUAGCAGCAUACAUUCAGCUAGGCAAUGGCAACUCGGCCAUCGCAAUCGACCAGUUCGCCAUGUCAUCCAGUGGCACCAUCAAGGACGAAAACAGCGAAAAGAUCAUUGGAUGGGAUCUGAGCGCCGACGUAUCAACUUCCUCUCAAUCCGUGGAUCUGACUGUCGACAGCGGAUCCAGCACCUUCCUCGAGGUCGACGUCUCCUUCGCCGAGCUCCCCACGGGCGAUUCGGCCGCGGGGGAGAUCCGGCUCGAAGGCGAGAGGCUGGUCAAGUGGGACGUCGUGUCGGAGACGUCGGGCACCGCGACCACCUGGGACGUGGACGUCUGGGACCCGGAUGGCCAGCUCCUCGCCGUCGACGCCUCGCUGACCGAGGGCGACCCCUCUGGCUCGGCGCUGCUCCGCGGGAGCGCCGCGGUGCGCCUGGAGAGCGGCCAGGCUCCCGAGGCCCUCGGCGGCGUCCGGCUCGAGGUCCUCACCUCCGACCUGUCGACGCCCUUCUUCCAGCUCGACGCGGGCGUGGACUUCACGGCGGCCGGCGGGCUCCGCCUGCUCACGGACUGGGACGCCUCCGCGGAGGCGCAGGUCUGGGACCCGAGCGACACCGACGCGGGGGUGAUGAUGACCGUGUCGGUGACGGGCAGCAGCUCCGGGGGCGUUUUCACGUCCGGGAUGGCGAUGGAGGACAACGACGGCAACCAGUUGAUGAACUGGUCUAUCGUGGGAACGAGCAGUUCUGACAGCAUCACUUCCCAUGGGAACCUCGGGGAUGUCAUGACCGUUGCACUGGCCCUCACGAAGCCGGACGGGCGCCUUGACACGAUGACCGAGAUGGCCUUGACGCUGACGAUGGAGAGCAUGAUGGACGACGAGGACGACUACGAGAUGGAAGUAACGACGACCCAGCAGGGGCAGACGACUACGUACGAGGACGGCUGGUGGAGCGAGGCGAACGGGGAGGAAGACGAUUGGGACCUGAUGGGUACGGAGAACGUAUCUAUCUCAGUCAGUCUUGGUUACGACUGCGCAGACACGUGGGAUGCGACUGGAAGCUUGAGCCAAAACGGGGACACGUACGUUUCAGUGGAGGCGCACUUGCACGAAGAGUGGGUCUCAGUGACCUCGUGGGCCAAUGAGGAAAUCGGGGAUGUGGUGGGCGCGGGGUUCAUGUACGAGUACGUCAACGCCAGCAUACCGACUUCCGACUCCAGCGACAUGUGGGAGAUCAACUACAUCCAGACCAGCGACUUCAUCGAGACCACCAAUCUCACCUGGCACACGGAUGACAGCGCUGACAUGACCGAUGGGCUCACUGUGUCUUCCACGCCGGUGUCUCCCACGCAGGCGCCAUCGACGCUGGCCACGCUGGUCGUCUCGGGGAGCUUCAGGGCCUCCGUGGCAGCCUCCGAGGCCGAGGACUUCAUAAGCAACUCCGACGUCGUGGACUCGUUCGUGACCUCGAUCGCCACGAGGGUGGGCAUGCCAGAGUCGACGGUGGCGGCGACGCUCUCGGUGUACAGCGACCGGAGGCUGGCGGCCAGAGGCGGCCGGAGGAUGACUGCCGAGGCCGCCGAGAUCUUGGUCUCCUACACCAUCACCGCACAGGUGGGCUCCUCUGAGGGGGCAGGCGUCAUCAGCCAGAGCGCCUUCGACAGCAUAGUGGACACCCUGGAGAGCACCACUGCGGAAAACUUCGUGGCACACUUCAACACGCAGCUUCUGGACACUGGGUCUGCUUCUACCUUCUCGGCAGUGGCGGCGGUGCCGAACUCGGCAACGGCCCCGACGAUCGUGGAUCAGAGCCCAGCGCCGGAAAGUUCUGGCGCCUACGCAGCAUUCCCGCAG